AUGGCGACUGCAGUAAACCUGAGGGGGAAAAGACCAGCGAGGCAGCCAAAGGGAUGGCCUCUAGGCCUCCCUGGUGGCUGGCAGGGGCUGCCUUUGGCAGUCUUGUGUUCCUCACCCACUGGAUUUUUGGAGAAGUCUCUCUUGUUUCCAGAUGGGCAGUGAGUGGGCAUCCCCAUCGAGGGCCAGAUCCUAACCCAUUUGGAGGUGCAAUUCUGCUGGCCUUGGUGAGCGGGUUGAUGCUUUCGACUUGUUCAUGGUUCCCGGGUACCAGUUUACUCUGGUGGGUGACAGGGGCGGCUUCGGCAGCUGGUCUCCUGUACUUGCCCACGUGGGCAGCCGCUGCUUCUGGCUGCGUACUCGCCCUCUUCACAGCGUCCAUGUGGCCUCAAGUGCUUGGACACCUUAUCAGCGCAGGGUCAAACCCUGGGAAACCCAUGGCCAUUGCCAUGAUAGUUUAUCUUGUAGAUACAUUUUUCUGUGCAUGGUGCACAGCUUUUAAAUUUGUCCCAGGAGGUGUCUACGCUAGAGAAAGAUCAGAUGUGCUUUUGGGGACAGUGAUGCUAAUUAUUGGGCUGAAUAUGCUAUUUGGUCCUAAGAAAAGUAUUGACUUUCUUCUUCAAACAAAAAACAACCCAAAUGUGCUUUUCAGAAGGAGUGAAAAAUAUAUGAAACUUUUUUUGUGGCUGCUCGUUGGUGUGGGGUUAUUAGGAUUAGGACUACGGCAUAAAAGCUAUGAAAGGAAAUUGGGCAAAAGGGCACCAACCACGGAAGUCUCUGCCGCCAUCUGGCCUUUCAGGUUUGGCUACGACAAUGAAGGGUGGUCUAGUCUAGAAAGAUCAGCUCAGCUGCUUAAUGAAACAGGUGCAGAUUUCAUAACAAUUUUGGAGAGUGAUGCUUCUAAGCCCUUCAUUGGGAACAAUGACUUAACCAUGUGGUUAGGGGAGAAGCUGGGUUUCUAUACUGACUUUGGUCCAAGCACAAGGGAUCACACUUGGGGGAUUAUGGUUUUGUCAAGAUAUCCCAUUGUGAAAUCGGAGCAUCACCUUCUCCCGUCGCCAGAGGGCGAGAUUGCACCAGCCAUAGCUCUGACCGUGAACGUCUCCGACAAACUGGUGGACUUCGUUGUGACGCACUUUGGGAAUCACGAAGAUGACCUCGACAGGAAACUUCAGGCUAUUGCUAUUUCAAAACUCCUGAAAAGUAGCUCUAAUCAGGUGGUAUUUCUGGGUUAUAUCACCUCGGCACCUGGUUCCAGAGAUUACCGACAGCUCAUUGAACAUGGCAAUGUGAAGGAUAUUGACAGCACGGAUCAAGACAGAUGGUGUGAAUACAUUAUGUAUCGAGGACUGAUCAGAUUGGGUUAUGCAAGAAUUUCUCAUGCUGAACUGAGCGACUCUGAAAUUCAGAUGGCCAAGUUUAGGAUCCCUGAUGACCCCAUAAAUUAUAGAGACAACCACAAAGUGGUCACAGACCACAGGGAAGUUCCCAAGAAAAUUCAUUUCAACCCCAGAUUUGGAUCCUAUAAAGAAGGACACAAUUAUGAGAACAACCAUCAUUUUCAUAUGAGUACACCGAAAUACUUUUUAUGAACUAUUUAAAACAAGAAUUCACCGACUGAGCAAGUCUAAGGAAAACAAAAAUAAAUAAAUAAAAAGAAAAAAAUAGAUGAAAGUGGGAAACGACAUACAUAAAAACCCUCAAUUUUGAAAAUGUAUGGUAUCUAUACAGUGGGAAAUUCUAUCAAUUUAUAAAGUAUAUUGCUUAAUAAAAGUAUUUCUCCAAAU
This is a messenger RNA of Myotis davidii, 1784 nucleotides long. It is a transcript of the gene CWH43, whose product is annotated as cell wall biogenesis 43 C-terminal homolog. Gene Ontology annotation, cellular component: endoplasmic reticulum. The transcript has 12 exons. The annotation marks the transcript as partial. NCBI's taxonomy places the organism in Eukaryota, Metazoa, Chordata, Mammalia, Chiroptera, Vespertilionidae. Gene Ontology annotation, biological process: GPI anchor biosynthetic process. The record is from RefSeq and is a predicted model, not a curated record.